Molecule: messenger RNA, 1553 nt
Organism: Linderina pennispora
Lineage: Eukaryota; Fungi; Kickxellomycota; Kickxellomycetes; Kickxellales; Kickxellaceae
Exons: 1
Coding region: 75-1406 (443 amino acids)
Source: RefSeq, a predicted model, not a curated record
CCACACUGCAUAAUUUACCACCUCGCUCUGUCUACUAUCCCAAUACUCUGAAUUUCAACUCUUCAACUUGCGCAAUGUUUGAGAAAAAGCCCUCGUUCGGACACGACAACAAGAGCGCGGUGCCUAUGGAGACCUCUGCCGUGGCCGCUGCUGGUCCAUCGGCCCCGCCGCUGAGCCAGAUGCCUCAGGCGAGUGAACUGCCGCCAGCCUACUCAGAAGUCGACCCCAAUGCACCUGCUGGCGCACAGCAGCCGCCGCCAUUUGUGCCUGGCAGCCAGACCGACCUGAAGGUGGACCAAAAGAGCUCAUACGAGAUGGUUGCAACCAAGGGCUUCGAUUUUGAGCGCCCACUGUUUAUACACACCACGGGCGUGGUAAAGACCGACCUUUUGAUCGAGCCCGACCCAAACCCCGACAACCAGGGCACAAUGUUUGUGUCGGCUGAGGUGAGUGCGCUGCAGGGAAAGCUAGAGGAGAGAGCAGAGUUCCAGGUGCAUCUCAAUGAGUACAACGAGUACGACUUCCAUGUCAACGUCGGAUGGACCUUUUGGAACAUGCUCCCGGUCAUGUGUCGCAUCUUUGUGCGUGCGCCGUCGACUAUUGUGCGUGCCCACCCAGGUAUCCGUGCCGACAUCACCAACGGCCGCUUUGAUAUAGCCGCACUCAGCAACAUUGGCUUUACGCGGCUCAACCUGAAGACAACCAACAGCAGCGCAUCAGUAACCAACAUAUCGGGUCGCGACAUCCAGCUCGCCACUACCAACGGCUCCCUCCGGCUUAGCAAUGUCAAAUCGAGCGAGGUUCUGAAUUUGCGCACAACCAACGCCAAGAUCGAGCUGGACCAGGCUGUUGCGCCUGCAAUCACUGUUGCCACUUCCAACCAGGGGGUCAGUCUGAGCGACGUCACCGCUGACAGCCUCAAGGUAGAGACCAAGAACAGCUCGAUAAAGAGCCGCAAUGUGCGCGCCGGGAGCGUCGACAUGAAGACGACAAACUCGUCUAUCACCACGGACGGAAUUCGCGCAGACUCACUUCAUAUCAGCACGACCAAUGCCAGGGUGGAGGGCAUGUGGGUGGUUAAGAGCGCCCUGGAUGUGUACACAACCAACAGCCGGAUCUCCGGCACUAUCCAGCUGGCUGAUGCGAGGGCGCCGGCCCAGAUUCGCUUCUCGACGUCGAACAGCAAGAUUGAGGCAUUUUUGCCUGCUGAGAGCUUCCGCGGCAUAAUCGAUGCCCGGACAAGUAACGACAAGGCCAAUGUGCAGCUGGCCAGCCAAUACGCACAGCCGCCAGAGCUGCAGCAUAUUGUGUCGGACAAGAGCUACAAGCGCGUCAUGGUCGGAAAUGGGCCGCAUGGCUUCUCUGCCAAGACAUCCAACUCGAAGAUCGAUGUGAAAUUGGUCUGAGUAUUUACCCACCAAUAACAGCUAAUCGCCCUAAUAAUGGAAGCAUCCAUCAAGAAGACGUCAUGUCAGCACUGACAUGCGCUGACCGCAUCUUUGCAUUUCUCUGGCAGUCCAGCAUCCUGAGUGCCGAAACAAAAGCCAGUCUGC